GAUCCGGUAAUGUGUGUUGCUUUGCUUUGUCUGUGUUUGCGUUCCUGUCAUCUUAUUAUUAAACAAUUCAAAUUAAAUAAUAAUCCAAAUUUACUGAUUACUUCCACUUGCAAUAAUGGAAGAAUCUAAUAGUUAUUUCAUAAUUUAGAUAGAGUGGCCUAUUUUCAACCGAAAAAAACAGUGUUUACUUGAAAUUAACUAGUGCAAUGAAUCAUUGAUUUUGUUUUCAGGCAAUGAGGUUUGGUGGUUUUUAUCUUUGAUUCCUCUAUUAUUAUUUAUUAUAGAGUGAAUUGAAGGCUAGAAUGUACAGUACAGUGUAAUAUGGACUGAAAAUUGUGUUUAUAAAAAUGAAUAAUUACAUGCAAAGACUGGGUUUAACAGCAUGGCGAAAGAAAACAACAAUCCUGGUAGCCUCAGGAUUUCUAUCAUUAAUUAUCUUUGGAUUACAAUUUUCUAGAUUAGAAGACAACAGCAAUUUAAGUGCGAUAUUGAAAGACGAAAAAGAUGCAGAGGUAGUCGCAGCAGCGCUAGCGAAAAGUAUAAAUAACGUAAGAUUCAUCGAAUCUUCAAAUAAAAAUAAAGUAUCAGUUACAGAAUUGGAUGAUGAAGUAUUGAAUGAUAUCACAAUCAAAAGAGAAGCUAAAUCUGAAAAACAAACGGAAAAUGUACAGAUGGAACAGCAACUUGGUAUACCCUAUGUCAAUUUGGAUCCGAAAAAUCCUUAUAUUCCAAAAACCAGAAUAGUUCAUUUGGAUUUCAAGGGAGCACCUCCAGUUAUUUCAUAUUUGAAGAAAUUUUUUCCACUAAUUAAGCAAAUGGGAGCGACUGGAGUGUUAUUAGAAUAUGAAGACAUGUUCCCUUUUUCUGGUUUCUUGAAAAAUAUAUCUGCAAAAAAUGCUUACUCUGUGGAUAACAUCAAAGAAAUUUUAAGUUUGGCAGAAAGUUCUCAGUUAGACGUUAUACCAUUAGUGCAGACGUUUGGUCAUGUAGAAUUCGCUUUAAAACAUGCGGAGUUUGCAUAUUUAAGAGAAGUCAGUAACAGCCCACAAGCCCUAUGUCCGAGCAGAAAAAGUUCUCUGGAUUUUAUCACAGAACUAAUUAAUCAGGUUAUGGCUCUACAUCCUAAGGUAAAAUACCUUCAUAUUGGCUGUGAUGAAGUCUUUCAAAUGGGGGAGUGCGAUUUAUGUCGUUUGGAAAUACACGAAAAUCUCUUUUUGAAACAUAUAAAAAAUGUCGUCGAUAUAGUUCGUAUUAAGUAUCCAUCAAUUAAAAUUAUAGUAUGGGAUGACAUGUUACGACAUAUCUCUCAACAGUCUAUGCUUGAUGCUAAAAUUGGAGAAUUGGUAGAACCAAUGGUGUGGGUGUAUGCAGAGGAUAUUUACAGGUUUGUUCAACCUACGAUAUGGGAGAAAUAUGCAGCAGUCUUUAAAACAGCAUGGUCAGCAUCGGCUUUUAAAGGAGCUUUCGGAGAAACAUUGUACAUUCCCAGCGCUCGCAGACAUUUAGAAAAUACUUUAAGGUGGUUGGAUACGAUGGCAGCUCAAUCUUCAGCUUUCAAACAUGGAUUAUCUGGAAUCACUAUCACCGGUUGGCAAAGAUAUGAUCAUUUUGCUGUUUUGUGCGAACUCCUACCUGCCGCAAUACCAUCGUUAGCAUUAAGCCUUCUCGCCGCAACUCAUGGCUAUUUCAAUUCAUCGUUGAAAGAAAAGUUUUUGAAGGCGCUAAGUUGCCCCGAGCCCAGUAUAGACAGUUCACCAUUUAUCAUGUUGGAAUCGGAUCCAUUUCUCUGGGAAAAACUUAGUAGAUGCACAUUUCCAGGAAGUCCGGUGUUUAGACUAACAAGCCGUCUACGAAACAUCGAACUUGAAGCUAAAGAGUUCCUAGAUGUCACUCUGAAGCAAAAAGGUUGGAUGACGGCAUAUAACGUACGCUACAACUAUAGUUUAGCUUUAAGAGUUGAAGAGCUGACUUUGGACUUACCGAGGCUCUAUCACGGCAUGAUAUCUUUAGCUAGAGCCACCGUAGACGCGAUGGACGAUAUUUUCGAUAAUUACACCAUUUCAGAAUGGAUAGAGCAGAGGAUUUAUCCGUAUUUAAUCGAGUUUGAGAAAAUAGAAAACGACAGCGUCGUCCUAAAAAGUGUUAAUCAUUGGCCUAGCCGGCCGUUGCCCGUUUCGCCGAAAAUGCAGAAAUUGGCACUCAGCAUAGGUUUACACUAAUGUAGACGUUUCUAUUCAAUGUUAAACGAUUUAAUUUCAUCACUUUAAUGGAUCUCCAGUCUUUUACCUCGCUGCGAAUAAAUUACGUCGUUUCUCGAGUAGUCACAUUGCGCGGUAGGCGGGAUCGAUAAAAAAAAACGAUUUUGUACAGAUUUUAUAUUAAAAUCAUAGGAAAAUUUGUUGUCAAUAGGAGGAUGUUCUCGCUAAUUAUAAAAUUACGAUAUUUAGUUUGCUGAUAUACACUGCGUACCAAAAUUAACGUAUAAUUUUAAAAAUUACGUUUCCGGUUGUAAUGAUUACAUCUUUUGUACAUUGAUGGCUCAAUCAAAAACCGCCACAAGUCAAAAAACGAAGAAAAUUACAUUUUUGGUUUAAUGUAUUCAAAAUAUCGUUGAGAUUUUAUUUUAAAUACCGCCACAAAUCAAAAUAUUUUUGUUUUGUUUAGAUCUCUUAUCGCUCCACUCAGUUCAGCUAAGCUUACCUUCUUAUUUACCUUAUCUAAUUCAUGAUUAAGGGCGUGAAAAUCAUCCGUGGUCCUUGGUUUUUCUUUCUGUCUGUUGGUUCCUGUAGCAGCUUCAGAUAUCGGAGUAAAUUUUGGAAAACUUCGGUGUGGGUGGACUCAUCCAGUUUUAAUUUUGAUGUCUUCUUGUAUCUCAUCAUUCUAUUUCAAUAUAAAAUAUAAUUUCUAUUUAUCAUUACUUAUCAUUAUUUGAAUUAUUUAUUUUUACUUUCAUUUCAAGGGAACAUGUUUAAUAAUUAACUUAAAAUACUUCUUUGACGGUUUAAACCAAAGUGGAUUGAACGUAUGCGUUAAUUUUGGUGCGCAGUGUAUUUAACUUGCAAAGUUCGUUUAAUCGAUAGAGAAUUAAAAGAUAACUUGUUUCAAAAGUUAGAAGAAAGUGGGUUUAAUUAUCUGGUAUUUAUAAUACUUUGUAAUAUCAUUUAGAUAGAAAACAUGAUUUUGUUUUAAUGUUAAUAAGACUGAGUUUGGAUAGUAAUUAGCCAGAAAUCUAAAAAAUAUAAUUCCAACUCUCCUUGUACAAUGUUUACAUGGAUUUUAAAUUGGCAUUGACGUUAAUCUUAGUUGAAUUCAAAUUUGACAGCCGUUUUUCAUUUUUGUUACGUUUCUGCUUAGAUUAAGCCGUAUUUUAGAGACUUUCAAAACUUCAUCUACAAAGCACACACUCAAUGUACAUACAAUCAAUUAAAACUUAAUAUUUGAAGUUGGUAAAAGUGUUAGACAAUUAGAUAAUAGAAAACCUCAUAACUAUUAAAAAUUCAGUGUAGUUCGUAAAAGUCUUUAUACUUGAAGCCUUAGACGUGAAAUCAUCAGUGAUAGAAAAAAUACUCGUUUUUUUGUAUAGGUAGUUAUAUUUCAGUUUUCGAUCUUAUGAUAGGUUGUAUUAGAAACAAACCAAAAUUGUGCUACGUAAGAGUAAAUAUGUUUUGUGAUUUUGACUUUUAUAGACCAUUUAACAAGUUAUAGUCGAAGAACAACUUUAGACUGAAUUGAAAAAAAAACAGAAUAACCAUGAUUUGCUCUGGUUUUACGCAUACGUCAAAAUAAACACAAACUUCGAUGCUGUAUUCUUGGGAGUGUGUGAAAACCUAGUUAUUGUUAAAGAAGAGACCAAUUGUGUCAAAUUAAAGCUGAAAGUUGUCAUAAUAACAAACAAAUUUCGGUGUUACAUUUUUGGAGUAAGUGCAAACAAAGGCAACCCUGGUUAUUACUAAAAAGCUGGCUGUCAGCUUUCAUUUGACACCAAUUGUGUCAAAAAAAGUUGACAAAUGUCAAAAUAACAACAAACUUCGGUGAUACAUUUUUGGAGUGAGUGCAAAUAAAGAUAACCUUACUUAUUGUUAAAGAAGACGUUAUCAGCUCUCAUUUGUCACCAAUUCGGUCAAAAUCGCGAGUUUUGCGAAGGGUAGUUCUAUUUUGAUGCAAUUAGUGUCAUAAAACUAGACAGCCUCUUUUUUAAUAAAAACUAGGGUUGCCUUUGUUUACACUUUCUCCAAAAAUGUAGCACCAAAUUUUGUUGCUAUAUUGAUAUCUGUCAGCAUCCUUUUUGACAAUAACUAGGGUUGCCUUUAUUUGCAUUCAUGUAAAAAAUGUAGCACUUCAGUUUGUUACUAUUUUGCCAUCUGUCAGUUUUAAUUUAACGCAAUAGGUGUCAAAUGGAAGCUGACAGUCUCUUUUUUGACAACUAGGGUUGCCUUUGUUUGUAUUCACCAAAAAAAAUGUAGCAUCAAAAUUUGUUAUUAUUUUGACAUGUGUCAGUUUUCAUUUAAAACGUAAUAGGUGUCAAAUGAAAGCUGACAGUCUCCUUUUUAACAAUAAUUGGGGUUGCCUUUGUCUACACUCACUCCAAAAAUGGAGCACCCAAGUUUGUUAAUAUUUUGACAUCUGCGUAAACUAUGGUUGGUCUGGUUCGGUUUUUUACAGCCAGCUUUUCAGUCCAUUACAAGAUUUUCGAGAUAUCAGUUUUUAAAAUAAAAAAAAAAAAAUUAAUUUAAAUAAGAUAUUUUAAAAUAUUUUGAAAUUUAUCAUUUAUUAAAUAAAAAAGGAUGUAUGAAAGUAAAAAUUUACACAAAACAUGUCUUCUCUUAAGUAAAAUUACUUUUAAGUUUAUAUUAAAAAAAAAAUAGAAAAUAUGCCAAAGACGUUGAUUCAAAAUAUUUUUUAUAAAUACGUUUUUUUGUAUCUAUUUUAAGUUAAAUUAUCGACUUUGGCACUUUUUACGUCUCACUACCGAAUACAUAAUCAAUUUCCAAAAAAGUCUGAUGCACACACAACCAAAGUUCAACUUCUUUUCUACCAAAGAUGCGAGUGAGAGUGAGAUAAUAAAUUUCAUUAAUUGUAUGCAACUUCUAAUAUAAAAUUGCAAUGCUUUUAUUAUAUUAUUUACACGCUGAUCAGUCCUUUUACAUGGUUAUUACCGCAGUAAUUCGUUUCUGUAAUAUCCGUCAUUAAAAAGUUCUAUCCUAUCUAUUAUUUUGAUUUAACAUAAUUGACUUAAAAUAUAAUAUAAAAACCAAUAAAUCGUAACUAGGUUGGCCAUAAAUAUCCCUGCGCUCAUUCGUUACAAAAAGAGUAGAUAGACUUCAAUUUUAUCGUUUUUUCCCCAGAUCUGGGGAAAUUUAUAGAGUAGAUCUAGCAACACCGGCAUUCCUAAUAAUUACCCAGAAAUUUGUCAUUAAAUAGCAACACCGCUUCUCCAGUAAGCCGACCAGAUUAGAUAGAUCGUUUAGACAGAUAAUGGGUAAGCGUAGGACUUAAGGGUCAACAAUUCUGGAGAACAUCGAGGAAUGUGGAGGCAAGUUGUUCCAUAUGUACUAAAAUGUUACAUGAAUUGUAUUAUUUCACUAAUUUCGCUACUUAUGAAGUACCAUUUGAAAGUACAUUAUAUUAGGAUUUUUUCCCAGAAAUGUGGAAAUUUUUAGAGAUUUGGCAACACCGCAUGCUUUAAUGAUAAGACUCCCUAAUAAUUACCCAGAAACUUGCCAUUAAAACGGGUAAGAGUUUGGUUCAAAGGUCAACAAUUCUGGGGAAAAGCGAAAGUGGAGUCAAGUGGCUCCAUGUCUACUAAAAUGUUAAAUGAAUUUUAUUUUAUUUCACUACUUUCAUAACUUAUGUGUUAUUUAAAUUUAUGAAGUACCAUUUAAAAGUGCAUAUUAGGACUAGAUUUUCAUCGAUUUUUCCCCAGGUAUGGGAAAAUUUGUAAAGAUCUGGCAAGACCACAUACUUCAAUCCCAAGAUCUCCUAAUAAUUACCCAGAAACUUGCCAUUAAAUAGCAACACCUCUUCUCCAGUAGAUCCCUUAGACAGAUAACGGGUAAGGUCAACAAUUCUGGAGAACAUCGAUGAAAGUGGAGUCAAGUUGUUCCAUAUCUACUAAAAUGUUAAAUAAAUUAAUUUUUAUUUGACUAUUUUCGCUACUUAUGUGGUAUUUAAAUUUAUGAAGUACCAUUUGAAAGUAUAUCGUAUUAGGAAUUAAACAUAGGGUGUCAAUUUUUUGCUUGACCCUAUUACAAAGUUGCCGGCUCUAUAAAUUAGUUCGCGAAGAUGAUUACUCACAUCUAGUAAAUCAAAUAAAUCAUAGUUUGCAUUAACAGUUAUUCUAUUUGAUCCUAAAUUUACCCACCAGAUCUAAUAAUAUUUAUUUUCCAUUAUGCUCAAUGUAAACAUAAUAAAUUUUAUUAUAUAUUAUCUAUCACAACUUUCUUGUCUAAUGUCGGUCUGCAAACUCUCCAGUUUGUCUUGGAGUAGUUUCAAAAACGUCCUUGUUAAUACAGCAUUUUCGUAGUUCUACAUUUGGAUUUCUUACCGCUCUUUAACGUUCCGCUAAGUAUACAAUUUUAUUUGGCUUAACUAUGAAAAUCAUCAUUGGUCCUUGGUUUGUCUGUCUGCCUGCCUGCCUCUUCCAUGAAUCUUUCAGCUCUGGAUGUCGUAAAUCUAGAAAAACUUCGAUCUGGGGUUGUCUCCUAGAGUUCCGAUUUUGAUGCAUUCAUUUGGUGCAGGUGUUUGUACUUCUUUUAUUUUCAUCGCUUUCUGUUCCUCCAAUUUAUCCUUUAGGACAUCAUACAAUAUUUAAAGUGUGAGCAAAUACUUUAAAAUAUGUCGUUUCACUUCUAGUUUUUGAAAUUUAGACACGCUCUUCAACCGACCGUAUGAUUUGGUCCGAGCGGAAGUUCUUUAUUCCCUACAGGAUGUUAAUGGGUUGCCUAAGAAAAACUUUACCUCGGAUAUCACAUAAAAGAAAUUGGAUGGUUAAGUAAGUACAUUCAUCGAAAGAUUCCUACUUAUUGCUAUUAAAACUAAACAUCCCCUACUUAGAAAAUUCAUAUUUAGGAUAGAUAUGCACAAACUGAAUCUAAGAAUGCCUUAUUCUUUCUCAAAUAGGCUCAAUGUCUAUCUUCUCGACACUAGGAUUAGGAGUGAAUUCGAGUUAGGCAUGCCUUUUUCUAUUUGGUAUGCUCCUAAGUGCCCUUGGAUUCUAGAGUGCUACACAUUUAGUCAGAAUAUGAGUAGAGGUUUCUCCUUACAUAAUCUGCGCUCAGCAUCUUCUACUACCCUCAUUUUGAGUUUGCAAUGCCCGAUAAGGAUCCCAGUUACAGUGCGUAGCUUAUGUUUGCCGAGACAUAUAGGUUUCCGAUCUUUUCUAGUUAUAUUCAGCCUGUCUUACCCCCAAGAGAUUGUUCCAAUUAUUGGUUCUUUUACUGCUCAAUUUCUUUUUAAUCUACUGAUAUUGUGUUACUGCUGAUACCUCAGAACGGCUCAGGUCCCACAAAGGCUGUUUGAGCCCCUUUCCUUUCGUAACUAUCUACAAUAUCGUUAUCUUUUACCGCAUUAUGUCCCGCGACCCAAGUGGAAGUAACUUUAUUUUCCUCGCUUAAGCUCAUUCAGUUUGUCUAGGCAUCUCAAGACCAUUUUUGAGACGGUUACGUAAGAGCUCAGUGCUUUGACGAUAAUCCCUUUGGUGAUGCUUUUGACCUCUUUGCUGAAUUGUCUCUUGAACUCUUGUAAUAUAGAGGUCUUGAUGUGUCAUUUGGUUAGAUACAUGCCAUACUUUCUAUUGCCUUUUGCUCGCAAUAUUUUGAACUGAGCCCUUUGCAAAAUAUCUAAAUUGUCUCCAUAUCUGACAUGUCUCCAUAAUUCUAUGCCAUAUAUCCAGUUUAGAAUAAUUACAGCUUUAUAUAUUUUAUUUUCUGCCUGUCUGGAUUUCCCGUUCAAUUUAUUUACAUAUUUUAUGUGAUCUUUUUAAAAGUUUUGGUAUCUAGAAGGGCAUUUUGCUUCUAAUUCGAAGAGAUGUUCCUGGAGAUUUGAGGACGCAGCUAUUUGAUUUUCAUGGAUUGCAAGAAUAAAAGUGUCGUCGGCAAACGUGCCUGUUGAAAUACAAUUAGAAAUUGGAAGGUAUGACGUGUAUAUUAGAUACAAUGGUGGCUCUAAAACGCUCCCCUGUGGGACUGCAGAUUUAAUUGGUUAAAACAGUGAAGUUUUAUUCUUUACUUUGGUAUUAAAAUACCGAUGUGAUAAGUAUGAUUGUAGUAAGCUAUAAAAGGGGAUCGGAAGAGAUUGAAUAUAUAAGCAUCUUAGAUUUUAAUAAUUAUCAAGUCAAAUAAUUAUUUAUUUACCAAAUGAUCACCGAUAGAACACAAUGCGUAAGAAUUAGCCAACACCCACAUUAGACACUCAAUGCAGCUCACUUCGUUCUGCCUGGGGAGGUGUCGACGGUACUACCGCAAACGUUUCCUCGCACCCCCCGCUUUUGACUGCCGUUGUUCUAUUCAUUAUGUUACAAUGAGUAAUCACACAAAAAUUUGUUUACCUGCUAACAAGUAGGUAUAUACAGAGGAAUCAAAUGCAUAAAUUAACUAAAUUACCUUUAAAUUUUCAUUUGAAUAUCAGAUAUAGGUAAUUAUCUACCAGAAGUCUGUUUAAAACUGGGUAACGCCGUCCAAUACAAAAUUGGCAACAUAUGUUUUUUGAGUUGAUAUUUCAAAUAGUACUUCGGGAUGAAGGGAAGUCAAUAACGAAAAUAACAGACGGGAUAGAACUUUCUAAUAUCGGAUCUUAGACUAAUAGGUUUAAGAUAAAUAUUUAUUCCAUCGGUAUUUUGACACAUUUAAGACUUUGUUAUUGAAAGGCGAGUAAAGGCUUGUUUUGGUUUCUUCAAAAUGUACCGUCCAAAAUGGAACAAUUGAACACUAAAUUAUUCGUCGCUUAAAUCUUUUAAUUAGUCCUCAGAUAGUUUUUUAUGUGCCAAAUAAUCAUGGAAUUAUCGUAUUACACUGACUUACGUCAAUGGAGUCAUGCUAUUAAAAUUAUAACUUUUAAUAAUCCGCAGUUUCAAAUUUACUUUUAAUAAAUUAUUCAAAAUAAUUGUAAAUAAGAACACUUUCGACAAAUAUUUAAUUAUCUACAGUCGACAGAUUACCUCAUUGCUCUCGAUGUGCGCAAAAGAUUUGCGUGGUAACAACAAAUUAAUUCGUGUGUUUCCCCUCCGACCCAUUGUGGUGGAGUUAUCGCAAUAUUUUCUAAAAUUACUCUAGUUGCGUCCUUUACUCUUAGUUGGGUCCUUCUUGAUUUCUUCAAUCAACCUCAACACUCCCGUCAGAGGAGGACGUUUUAGUCAAAUCAAUUUUCAACUUUACUUUUAACUGUAUUUUUUCACAAUAAAAUACCUUUCGGAUGUUGUAUAUCACAACAAUAACUUUUACCACAGAGUUGUUGAGGCAGUGAAUUGAGGAAAUCGAUCUAAAUUAGCAGAAUGAGUGUCUCAUGGACAUUGACGUCCACUCACCUCGAAAGAUUACAUCACAAUACUAAUUUUACCCGGCUCUAACAAUAAAAGGAAGUUCCCCUCUUACUUUAUUAGACGCAAUAUUCAAAUUAUUAGUCCUAAUUGGCUAUUGCAACUGAGCCAUUGUAGGGGUGGUUAUGCCUUUCUCAAUCUACCAUUAUGCAACCAGUAUUACACGCAACUGUACAUAUGGUUGAUUUUACAAUACUAAUGUUUUGGAUGGUCCCACAACACUCCAUGGUAUCUCUUUGCCUAGAAAGCCACGAGGUAAUCUGUCGACUGUACCUGUUCUUCACUUUAAAUAUUGACACUGCCCAAAGCACAAAUAUUUCAAAUUGUUUCUUUUCUGGUUGUAUUUUACCUCUUGUUAUUUCAUAUGUUUAGUUAUUAGGUUUAAAAUUAAAAAGCCGUAGAUAUUGGUAAAUAUUUUUAAAACGUACGCGAUAAUUCAAAGACCAAUGGAGGAGUUCUAUACAAAGAAAAUGUCGCCAUUUCCAUAUUAACGUAAUUAUAUGAACUGUUUUUAAAAGACCAUCUUCUUGGUGUUUCACGUUAUUAUUACUAUUAUUAUUACGGUAGGGGAACCAACGGCACUUUUAGGCAAAAUUUCAAUAUUUUCCUUCGUUCUUACUCUGUAGAACAUGGAAAUACUUUCUUGGAAUGUUAUAAUUGCUGCCAAACCUCAAUUACGGUCUUCGUUCGGAUAAAUGCUAUUAAUCAAAAAAAUGCGCUGCUGCACCGGCCACGAAUUCAUGGUUACUAAACUACAUUUUACCAUAAACAAGUUCUCUACUUGAAUUCCCUCCCCUCCUUUUUAGUACCUCUACCAUAACGCUCCGAAAAUUGUCAAUACCAGUUGGCGAACCCUGUAUAUAUAACCCCUACAGUUAGGCAAUCCGAUCUUUCUGCUAUUUAUUUUGUACUAUUCUGAACCGUUCUUAAAAUAGAACAAAAUAAAUAGAAAAAUUAACUGAUUGCCUAACUGUAAGGGUUAUAUAUAUUAUUUCUAAAAUAAAAAAUAUUGCUUUUACGGGACUUGAACCAGGGUCGCGAAAUCCAAAGUUAAACGCUUAACGAUCUGAGCCAUGAAGGCUAAUUAAUAUCAAGUUAAUUAUAUAAUGAACUACGUGACAUUAGCAUCUUUUUUAAGAUUGCAUCUGCAGCAAUGUAUUUCCAUCUAAUACAAGGCAAAAAUUAACGUAAAUGUGUACAAAAAAAGUGUUACUAGCUUCUCUACCAUUAGUAUGACUAGUAUUAUUUUAUUUAUAAAUAUUUUGCUGUAUUUUAGCAACAUUCAAAUAAAUUGCUCGAAAAAAUUUUCUUUACCAGUAUCUACGGAACAAAAGAUGAAUCUCCUAUUUCUUCUACUGUUGUGAUAUAUGAGUGUUUUAUUAUUUAAAAAAUACACCGAAU
Molecule: messenger RNA, 10933 nt
Organism: Psylliodes chrysocephalus
Lineage: Eukaryota; Metazoa; Arthropoda; Insecta; Coleoptera; Chrysomelidae
Source: the annotation of a GenBank genome assembly